AUUUACAAUUGUGGGCCUUCUUGACUUUAUAAAAAAUAAACAAUACAAAUGGAUAACUCAUUACUGAUAAAAGCAAUUGUUGCUGUCACUGUUCUUAUUUUAGUCACAGUUAUUGGACUUUCACUCUUUACAAAGAAACAAAAUAAAAAUACCAUAUUAUUACUAGGUGUCAGCGAUGCUGGUAAAACAGCAAUGUAUAUAAUGUUAAAAUAUGGGCAAAUGCGUCCUACUGUUUCCUCCAUGAAGGAAAAUGAAGGUCAAGUUACUAUUGCCAACAAGUUAUUCGAGCUUGUCGACAUGCCAGGUCAUGAUCGUGUUCGCUAUCGAUUUGCAGACUUCUUACCCGUGACACGAUCCAUUGUAUUUGUUGUAGACAGCACGACCUUGAGCAGACAGAUCCGACCUGUUGCAGAAUACUUGUAUGAUGUUUUAGCAAAGCAAGUUGUUCAAAAGCAACGUACACCUGUUUUGAUUGCUUGUAAUAAGUCGGAUAUGAUUACUGCUUUACCCACUGAAAAGAUCAAAUUCAUGCUUGAAAGUGAACUGAAUCGUCUUCGUGGUACACGUACUGCUAGAGUUGAACAACAAGAGGGUGAUGAACAGGAAGCUUUCUUGGGCUAUGAAGGAGAAGAUUUUAAGUUUGAUCAUAUUGAUAAUCAUGUGGAGUUUGAAUCUUGCUCUGUGGAAAAUAAGGAUUUGGAAAAGGUCAAGGAUUGGAUUGUUGUAGCAUAGUGUGGCACAUACUUAAUAAAAACAUAGAAUGUUUAUAAACAUUGCAC
Mucor mucedo is the source of this 779-nucleotide messenger RNA. RefSeq names its product signal recognition particle receptor subunit beta. Gene Ontology annotation, molecular function: GTP binding; GTPase activity. The transcript has 5 exons. Gene Ontology annotation, cellular component: Golgi apparatus. Gene Ontology annotation, biological process: Golgi to plasma membrane protein transport; intracellular protein transport; protein localization to organelle. Lineage: Eukaryota; Fungi; Mucoromycota; Mucoromycetes; Mucorales; Mucoraceae. The annotation marks the transcript as partial. The record is from RefSeq and is a predicted model, not a curated record.